Xyrichtys novacula (pearly razorfish) is the source of this 9673-nucleotide messenger RNA. NCBI's taxonomy places the organism in Eukaryota, Metazoa, Chordata, Actinopteri, Labriformes, Labridae. The record is from the annotation of a GenBank genome assembly.
AGAUUUGAAUGUCAUCAGCGUAACAGUUGAAUAGCUGGUUUCAACUCUUAAUUUUGUCCCAUAAUUUUAGUAUAAGUAUGUUUUCUUUAUUGGUUUGAGCAAGUACGGGUGUCAUCAGCCUAACAGUUGAAUAGCUGUAGUAGUGGGGAGGAGGCGGGACCAUGGGCGGGAUGGUGCGGAGCAGGGGACACAGGGGAUUGGAUGGACUUAUGGACCACUCCAGCUCGGAUUGGUCGAUUAUUUACCUUUUUGCAGCGGAUAUUACUGAAUGUUUUUUUUUCUCGUUCUUUUUGAUCUUUAUAUUGCGUAGAUCGGACCAUAGGACCAUAACGGCCUUAUAAACAAUGUUAUCAAUAAGUACCAAGCUUCCAAAUGGUAGACCAUAGCUUCAAAGUUGUCCCAUAACCUUAGUAUAAGUAUGUUUUCUGAAUUUGUUUGUGCAGAUAUGAGUGUCAUCAGUGUAACAGUUGAACACUUGGUUGGUUGUCUCAUAAUCUUAUAUAACUAUGCUUUCUUAUUUGGUUUGUGCAGAUAUGGGUGUCAUCAGCAUAACAGUUGAAAUUGACAUUAGCCCAGCACAUUUCUAUUCGGGAAAAUGCAAAUUUUGGGCUACACGUAUACACGCUUGAAAGAAUGUGCAACAGUUGUCAUUCAGCUCUGCUUUGGAUUCUGUCCUUUCCGCCCUUUGAACCUAGUUAGCGUCAUUACAUGUGCAACAGUAAUGCAUUUUAGGAGUUUGGACUGAUUUUCACAAUGGACCCCAUAACUAUUUAUUCACCGUGAAGCUAGAAGAUUAAAACCCUCCUCUGCUGAUUGGCUUCAGUAUGGAUCAUAAACCCCACCUUCUCCAUGUUAAAAAUCCUUGUACAAUUUCCUCAUGAGCUCAAAGAGUUCAAUUUGUACUGAAGUAAGGACUUGAUUGGAACCAUUUAAAUAGACCAUUGAUAGAGAGAUAAUUCAUUGUACUGUCUCAUGAGGACUUCAGAAACAAAGAGAAAAUGGGACACCGAAGGCCUGAUUGCGAAAGCUAUCAGGACCGAUCAGUGAUUAAAUCUGUUCUUGGUUGGUUUGUAUGCCAGAGGAAGGGGUAUGUUUUUAUUCUAACGUGAUUUUAUUACAUUUGGUGGACAGCUUUUGAAUUCAUUUCACCGAUCAGUCAUCGAACCACUAUAACUUCUCCUUCACGUCAAAUUUCCAUCAUUUUUGAUCAGUAUCUGAUAGUUUUCUGCAUUCAUCAAACAGACAGUAUGGAAAAGCUUCAAAGGUUUUGUCACAUGAAUAAAUGCUCUUGCCCUUAUGAGGUCAACUUUUCCACUGAGUUUGAAAAAAUCGCAGUUAUGAAAGCUGAAUAUGGUGUAUGAUAGAUUAUAUUUCUAAUACUCUCUUCGGCAGCGUGUACUGUUUCUCUUAAAUACAUAAUCACCUCUGUUUAUCGCCCUCUUUUUCAUACAUAUGGCAGCAAUUAUCAAUCAGCUAAUGAGUUGGAUGCAAGAAGAUCCUGUAGGCAGCCAAAGUUUGGUAAAAUGACCCAUCUCCUCUGUUCCCCUGACUUUUGUUUUGCUUUCUAGUCCUGAACAAAUCUGUUCAACUUCUAGUUUUUUUUUUUAACCUUUCAAGGAUGACUUCGCUCAGGUUUCUCUGCUGGAUUUUGUCGACGACUACUGUUUAAGGUUUGUGUCGUGCCACAAUCACAGGUCGCUUGUGCGAGUUUAAACAGUUUGACGGAUGUCACUCACCGUGUACGUGUAAUUACAGCCGAUGGUGAAGUGCGUUUGGUUGGGUUUAUGUGUGAGAGGCAUGUAGGAGAAACAUGUAGAAAAGAAAGAGGGAACUCGACGCUUUCCCAUUACCUGCCUGUUUCAGCCACCCCCCCUACUUUACCUCAUUUCUCUUCACAGCAUGUACCCCUGACCUUUUGCCAUCCAGGACCUCAGGCAAAAACAAAUGACCUCACCCCUUUCCCCCCUCUAGCUUGAGCGUGAAGAGAGGUUUCGGUUACCUCAGAUAUCAGCUAAGCGAUCUGAACCACACCAUCCCUGACCUUUCACCCCAUAAAACACCCCGUCUUUAACCCCCUUUUGGACAAUCACGCCCCCCAGCUUUCCCUAAACACCCCCGUGAAGCGUUGUUUUGAUGGAAGUGAUUUUUGUUCCUCGUGAACCCUCUCAGGGACCAUCAGCUCCUCCAUGUUUAAAAAAUCAAUUUUCUGAAAUGUUGUGUCAUGACUUCAUCUGGUCGCCACAUCAUAGAUUCAAGACCGGCACAUCCUGUCCUAAAAACCUGAUCCAAACCGUGUCAUGACAGUGUAGAAUCCACCGCAGAACAAGAGACGGCUGAUUUUUUCCCUUCCCACAAAAUUUAGGGUCUAGGUUUUUUACUGGUUGCUUCCACGCGGCAGCUGCUGGAUCCCCUCGCGUCGGGAUUAGUCAGUGUCUGUGCUCGAGCCCAUAUUGGUGAUUACUGUGGGUGAUGAGGGAAAUGUUUCCCUAAGUACCCACUGAGUCACUCCUGUAGUACUUCACUUUGGACGUGCCACACAGUACCUCUUGAUUCGUGUCCUGUGAUGGCUUUCAAUCUGAUGCUUCGCCACAGAUUCAUUGGUAUCCCGCUUCUAAUAGAGUAAACCAAUUGGCAGCACAGACUCCACAAAUGCUCAAAAACUGACAGUCAACACAGUCCAGAUCUUGUCUUGGAGACUGCUCAGCUGUUGGGACUUGAGAGCAUGUGUUUUUAUUUGCACACGUGAACCAAAGAUGGAGACGUGUUUUAGAAAAGCCUGCAUUUAUUGUAAUCUAACGCGGCUUCAUCAUCUUCUUCCCCCCGUCCUCAGUCUUUCCACUCCGACCACAUCUAUCUCUUCCACCCACUCCUCUUUAUCCUGCGUCUUGUGUUUUAGCUGGCAGACAUAAAUCAAGUGUCUGGAAUGGAAACACUCACGUUUCUGCUGCGCCACAUGUGUUUAUAUUUAAGGCCUUUUCCUCUUUUUUUUUUUUUUUCUUCAGCUCAUUCUCAGAAAGAGCACCUGAAAAACAAGAAAGACGGGGAAACCGCUGGAAAGUGUGAUUCAACUGAAAAUGUCUGAGCCCUCAACCCCAACCCCGCCACCCCCACCGCAUCUGAGGAUCUGAUGCCAGCAAUUCGACCAGCGUAUUAACCAGGAAAGAGAGCGAGAGGGGAGAAGCUUCUUGACCCGCGAGGCUGACAGAGGUGGAAAGAAUUUGCUGUCCAGCCGGUGAACACGUUAACACAGAAAAGGGGGGAAAAAACUUCCUACAUGCAGCUUUCCCACCAUCCCGAACCCCCUCUCUCCCUCACCAGCCGUUUACACAUACAGCAAAGGAGGAAGGGGGAUUGGAGGAGGAGUAGAGGGGAAGAAAAAAGCUCACUGAAGAGGGAUGGAAAAGUUAUUGAGGCAGAAGGGAAAGAAAGUUGAAGAUGCAUUUUAACCUUAAUUUUUUAAACAUUUUUGAAGAGACACAGCUUUCGAAGGCUUUAGUUUAAGUGAAGAAAUGUGGCGGCCAGGUGGCCUGAGUCAUCUCAUUGCUGCCCCGAGACACGAAAAAACUGAACAGGAAGAGGCUGACCACAUACCUACUCUCUUUUAUGCCAAAAGUUAGCUAAGAAGAUUGACUCUGCUUUAAUAUAUUUUUGUUGGGAGGCCGUCAGCGUAAACUAGCAGGAUACAGUUUAGUUGAUACAGCAUCAGAGACUAAACUGUUUCAUUUAAACCUGAACGAGACGCUGACUAACAUCUGUUUAAUUUUUCUGAGGUACAGGAGACUUGUGUGAGUGAACAAGAGAGUUAAAUGUUAGACAAUUUAAUAAUUUAGGGACAAACACACUGUAACACCGAGUAAGACACCCCCUCAAGAGAUGAAUGUUGCAGACUGUUUGCUUCUCUAGUUAUACCAACUUUAGUAACGACCACACGAUAGCAAUACACAGCGGUCUGAGGAGCCAUAAACAAACCUCAACCACAACGCCUCAACGCCACUCUAUAGCCACAAAUAAUGCUCAGAACAGCACCUAACUUCAUCAACAGUACAGUAGUAGUAGUAGCUAAAAAGAUGUUUGGUGGCUAGUGCUAUGGCUAGGACCCUAUAUGUUCUGUUGAUGAAGUUAGGUGCUGUUCUGAGCAUUAUUUGUGGCUAUAGAGUGGCUUUAUCGCUGAGGUUUGUUUAUGACUCCUUAGACCGCUGUGUAUUGCCAUGGUGCCGUCGUUACUAAAGUUGGUGUAACUAGAGAAGCAAGUGGUCGGCAACAUUCAUCUAACUCAGUGUUACGGUGUGUUUGACCCUAAAUUAAUUUUAAAUAUCCCUUUAGGACAAUAACGGACAUCAUUUUGCCUGUAUCGGUAUAUUCGGUGUAAAAAAAUAAUAAUAAUAAAAGUUUGUUUUGGAUGCAUGUAGGUAGGCUAUGGUCUCAUGUCCCUUAAAGACACUGUCUUACGUCAGAGACGUGACUCCACCCCAUCCAGUUUGUAACAAUGAGGUAAAGACAGGUGAGAAGAUGGAGGACGGUUCAAAAGUUGUAGCACCUGGAGCGGUGGCUGAAGUGGACGAAGUUAAUGUGGAAGGGGGUGAGCAGCUUGUGGAGUAGUUAUCGUCCAUUUAUCGUUAUCGAGGUGAACUGCUCAAUGUAUCGUGAUAUUGAUUUGAGGCCAUAUCGCCCAGCCCUAAGACAAAGUAUACAGUAUGUCUUCAUAACAAUCUACUAAUUAAUGUUAAAUUGAUCACUGUUAUUGAACAGGGUUAUAAUAUAUGUGAAAAUUCGAAAUUUAACCUCAUUUUCAUUCAGAUUUAAAAUCAAAUGGCCUGGUUGUGUUUACUAAAGAGCAUUUUCAGCUGUGUAUUUGUUGGAGCAGAUAUGAUUGAGUGGAAGAAAACCACAACCCCAUGUGUUUGUUAGCAUUAGGAAACAUUUGGUGCUAUCAUCUGGCUCAGAGAUGUGUUUUUAAUAGCUGCUGGACAGUAAUGAAGUUUUAUGUCAAAGAGAAAUAAUCAUGACCGGGCUUUGUAUACACAGGCAAAACUUGUUAGAAGGAUCAUUAAAUUUGCACAUUUACAGACUGAAACAACAAGCUAAAAGGCGUUACAACUCCUUUAAAAUGAUUUACAUAUUUAGUGUAAAUGCUAUUAUUCAAGGUAAAUGAAGUAAACAUGCUAACAAUAACAGAGAUCUAGAAAUGCUUUAAUGACAAAAGUCCAAAUUUAUUUAUUUGUCCACAUUUGUACAAAAACAGCAUGCAGAGAAAAUGUGAAUUCUUCAAAAAUGAGUUUUAUUCAGGGGUCAUUUAUUGCUAAAAGAAAAAUGAAGUAGGUUGGAGCAAGCUGUCUGCAGGGAGAAUUUUAGGGGCCUCUGCAAGGUGGAAAAAUAUCAGCCUGCCAAUAUUUUAAAGGAUCACUGAGGCUUUAAAAUGUCAGCUCCAGGAACUAGGGACAUUACAGCUGGAAAGAGUUUUUUUUUUCUUUUUAACAGAAAUCUGCAAUAAUUUGAGAACUUUCUAGAAGACUGAGCUUUAAGAUGGUUCGAUAGGCUUGUUUUGGGGCGCUGUCUCUUUAAAUUUUUAAUGGAAAGAGAACAGAAAGCGGAGAAAAGUUAAACUGAAAACUCAGAAACAAACAAUCAAAAUGCUGAAAUGUUGACAGCCAUGAUGUUUCCUGUUGUUUCACUAAACAACAGGCCCACCCAGCCAGCCACCCAGCCAGCCAGCCUUGGGUGUGUGUGUGUGUUUUGUGUGUGUGGGUUUGUGCUGUCACACACAUGUGUAGGUGUCAGGCCUCCUCUGGGGGUCUCUCGCUCUGUUAGAGGCAGUUUAUGGGGAACAGACCCACACCUGUCUGCAGCCAAUGGUCAGCCUCCAUCUCCUGGAGAGGAAACCCUGCUCGGGUUCCUCAUGGAGCCGCCUCCUACAGUGGGGGAGGCUCUUCGUCAUGAUUUUGGGAUGACCUCCCAGGAGUGUUGGUAUCCUGCGCAUCAGCGAAGGGUCCCUCUGGAGAGAUGGUGUAAAUCUGAGGCAGAGGGGGAGAACCAGGGAGGGGUCAGAGGGGCUCAGCCUGCCCAGAAUCAGGCUGCCUCUGCCUGGGAUGACUCAACUGCAAAGCAUCUCUUUCCAGGCCGAACAUCCACGUCAGCACUCUCCCACAAGCCCAUUGGGUCUGCUAAUUACAUUGUGGCCUGACAUUUCUGAUCUGCGUUUAAUCCAGUUCAUAUUUCAUAUCUGCUCUCUCGUACUUUCUGAACAUUUUUAACAUAAAAAAAACCUACUCUGCUUAUUUGACUCUCUCAGAGUGUCUGAGUUUAAUCUGAGCUGGCAGGAGGUCACACAUGACUGUUCCUCCAAGUGUUGAUAGCUAAGGGGAGAGGGCCCUGAUGUCUUUUGCAGACUUUAGGUUUUGUAAACAAGCUCUCUCACCCACAUGGCCCUGCACCCCAUGACUGGCUUCCUGUCCUCCUGUGGGACCCUUUAUGAUUCAUAUUCUAGUUAUUUAUAAUCCAUCUUGUUUGACCCCGUAAACAUGGAUUUUAAGUUUCCUUUAAACACUACUUUCACAAAAAUACAAAAGAGGAUUAGGGCCACAUAAAGAGAAAGAGAAUAAUUACAGAGAGGAGAGUAAAGUCGAAAUUGCGAGAUUAAAGAGAUCAAAAUUACGUCAAUAAAGUCGAAAUUUUGAGUUAAAAGUUGAAAUUUCCAGAUUUAAAAAAAUGUUGUAAAUAAUGUCGAAAUUUUGAGAUUAAAAAAUUUAAGUUGACAUGAAGAAAUUUCGACUUUUUCAAAUUUUGACUACAAUCUCGAAAUUUCAACUUUAAUCUCAAAAUGGAAAUUUAAAAAAAUCUCUUUCCUCUAAUUUUUUAUUUCUCUUCUUGUGGCCCUAAUCCUCUUUCUUCUUUUUUUUUAACCUCUAGCGAUCACCUUGGAGCAAACAGGAUUUUUCAUGCAUUCAGCCCACUGACCCAGAGGAGUGAUAAAUUUUGGCGGAUCCCUUGGAUUACGCUCGGUCAGGUAAGAAAAUGGAAAAACUGAAACCCCCCAAACCUGGCAUUGUAAACCUGCACAGCUCAUACCAUCACCCUAAAUUACUCAUGGGUCUUUAAAACACAGUCAGCAUCAACACUUAUCCCAAACCAGAUGACAUCAAUAAUAGAGGAUUUUGUUGAGGGUCAACCAGAGAGGAAAAGAAAGAAUAAAUGCUUUCGUUAAAAUUUCAUGCUUUGAGAGUAAGCUUUAAACAAAACAAUUAUGAGACCACAAGUGUGGAGAGCGAAUCCCGUUGGAUCCCAUUGGAUCCCGUUCUCUGUAAAUAGAUUCUGUGUUUUUGUAUUUCAUGUGAAGAGGCUAAUGGUGUUGUAUUGUUUGACUUUAUGGCUCGCUGUAAAAAAAAAAAGCAGCUCAAGUCGAGGCUCAUUAAGCGGUGCUAAAGACCACGUCCUGGAGCUUGGGAGAACUUCAGAGCGAGGGCAAAACAUGCCUGCAAGAAGCCAGUUUGAAUGUGGAGAAAAGGAGAUGCCUAUCACUGUACGUCAGAGGUUGCAAGUGGGGUAAAUUAGGAACAAAAGUGCAUUAGAGAUGUUUUUAAAGUUUGCCGGGGUCUGACAUGAUCUAAGUGAAAGCAUUUUUGCUUUUGCCAUGCGCUGGAACAACUUCCAGUUUAGUCAUGAACUUUAUUGAAAAGUUGCAUGUGACUACCAUAGCUGGAUCGUUGGUGGAAGAGACCCAAGUUGCUGAAUCAUGGAAGAAACUUUAUUGCAGGGUAAUCGUAACCCCUCAGGAGAGUUUUCCACGAAGUACGGGACUGGUUUGUUGAGAAAACCACAGUUUUUUUAAAGCUUUAAAACUUUAAGCAAAAUGCUCUUCUGUCAGCACUGAGGAAAAGUCUGCAUCGAGGUAAUUUCAGUGGAUUUCAAUGGGAUACCUGACACUUUUUGGGCUAAACCGCCUGAAGAAAACAGCACUUUUCUCAGGGAGGGUGGGUGCAGGGAGCAGAGAAAGGUGGGAACAAUGAGGUGAGGCUAAUACGAAAACCUGACCCCUGGAGACCUGCUGCGCUCUGCUUUGACCUGAGGCUCUGCAGGGGCAGGACGAGAUAGAGUAGAGACAAGCUCAGGAAUCCAAACAUCCACCUCAGCUCAGACAAUGUAGAAAAAAAAAAAAAGAGAGGGAGAGUCUUUGGACAUGAUGAGGAGUCCUGAAAGACUUUCACACGACUUUUUAAAGCUGUGGUCAGACCCACCUAAAGAGAAAUGUGCCGGGCGGCUGCGGCGUUUCCAUCAGUCAUCUUUAAUUUGAUAUCACCUGACACCUAAAUUGGCUGUCACCUACAAGAAAGCUGCGGAUGAAAACAAAACAAGCUUCACAUCCAUCCUCUCUGACCGCAGUCUCGCAACAGUGCCAGAGAUGAGCGUGAUUUAGAGUCUUGUUUGACUCCACAAGCUAAAAGUGAUCGAGCCUCGACCUCACACAGCUGUGGUGUUCCCUCCUGUUAUUUGCUAAAUUUAAAGUUGGCCCUGAAUCGAUGGAGGGUGGUUUUAUUGUUAAUCAAAGACAGAGAUAACUGUCUAAAUCCAACAUCUUCCUCUUCAAAUCGAAAAAAAAUAUAUAUACUGUAUAUAUCAGCCAUAAAAUUGACACAGAAAGCACAACUGCAUGUCAGUCAACAGAUAAACGAAUGAGUUAUCAAUCAUGGACACAAUAAUUGCAGCAUAUGAUAAUAUUUUAAAGCUGGAGCAAGCAUGAGCUGUAAUGAAACACUAGAGACUUCAUGAGUAACAAUUUAAAACUCCAACUUGGAGUAAAUCGAGCAGUAACCUCCAGAGAUGUAAAUGGAGCCAAAGCUGCAGUUCCAUGAGUGUCCACUGGAAGCUGGUUACAGAAGUGAAGAAUCCCCAUUAGCUCCCAUAUUUACAUGCCUAUUUUACAGCAGGAAUAUACUCUAGCUUUGGACAUUUGUACACACUCUGUAUGGUUGUUUUUUUCCCAUAAUGCACCAGUUCUAUUAUAUCAAAGCUAACAGUUUUGUCGGAGUUUGCUUAGUGAUAGGCGUGGCUUAUUUUAUUGAAAAGCAUGGGUUAAUUGACAUUUUCCUUGGAAAGCUAAAAGCACACCAUACUCUUCUACUUAGGAGUGUCCCAAUACAACGUUUUUACCUCCAAUACGAUACCAAUAUUGUAGCCUUCAGUAUCGGCCAUUACCGAUAUCGAUUCGAUAUUGGCACAAAUUUGCGCAUGACAAGUUUUGCACUCAGCUGAAAUGACUUUUUCGGACUUUAACAAAAAAAUACUGCCACACAGCCAACAUCACUCUUACUCCUUGCUAUUUGUUUGUACCUUAGUACAUACUGUUGCUGUGAUCAUGUGGGCUCUGCAUGCUGAAUCUAGGCGCUGCUAGCUAGAGAUGCCGGAGUUGAGAGCAGAAUGGACUGCUUGUAUCAGAGUGCUGAUAUUGGAGAUUUUAGAUGCAGGCCGAUAUAAUCUGAUAUUUGUUUUUUUUUGCUGAAAUCGGACCAAUAUCUGAUAUCAGUAUCAUAUCGGGACAGCCCUACUUCUACUUACAGGUUUCUAGAUUGAUUGUGGGAUAUGCCACUAACAGUGUUUCCCUUUAUUAUACAGUCAGUUGUGGAGACAGGUAAUUUUACCAAGAAGUACAGUAAACCAAAGGAAAACCAACAGCAAAACA